Molecule: messenger RNA, 715 nt
Organism: Danio rerio (zebrafish)
Lineage: Eukaryota; Metazoa; Chordata; Actinopteri; Cypriniformes; Danionidae
Gene: hhex
Product: hematopoietically expressed homeobox
Biological process (GO): regulation of DNA-templated transcription
Cellular component (GO): nucleus
Molecular function (GO): DNA-binding transcription factor activity, RNA polymerase II-specific; DNA binding
Source: RefSeq, marked provisional
AGGAGCAGCAGCUGUUCAUCCAUCAUGCAAUUCCAGCACCCGCACGCGCCUCUGUACGCACCGACGCCCGCGCCGCCCGCGCACCCGACGCCCUUCUAUAUAGAAGACAUCUUGGGAAGAACCGGGAGCUCCUCCGGUCCGGUGGUGCCCACCCCGACCCUGCCGUCCCCGAACUCCUCUUUCACCAGCCUGAUCCCGUCUUAUCGGACACCGAUCUACGAGCCCACGCCGAUACACCCGGUUCUGUCCCAGUACGUGUCCAUGUACCCGUUCCAGCGCUCCGUGGGAGACUUUGCGCAUGCGCUGAUCCGCCACGACCCGCUGGGUGAGCCUGUUCGAUUCUCCAACGAUCAAACCAUCGAGCUGGAGAAGAAGUUCGAGACGCAGAAAUAUCUGUCUCCGCCCGAGAGGAAGAGGCUGGCGAAGAUGCUGCAGCUCAGCGAGAGACAGGUCAAAACAUGGUUCCAGAACCGCCGGGCGAAAUGGAGGCGCCUGAAGCAGGAGAAUCGCGCUUAUUUACCGUCUAGCGGUCUGCUGGACAUCGAGGACGAGCAUCAGUUCACCCUAUGAUAAGCCUUGCUCUUACUGUAAAUACUGUACCAUACUGUACAUUCCGCCAUAUCUGACCACUAACUUAAUGGAUGUGUAUUUUGAUCGUGUGUUGUGGGAAACUGUACAUAUUUGUGUCAUUCAAUAAAGGAUAUUUUGGGGAUAA